AUCCCGUGGAACAAAAAGUCAAUAAAAUAAAUAAAACAUAUUAAUGGAAAGAGGACAUGUAUCUCAUUUUUAAUGGGAAAAAGAAAAAAGAAAAAAUAUAGGGUUCAAAACAACUAGUAAACAUGAUCUACUUGGUUUGAAUCUCAUUAUGGAUGUUUAUUUUUGGUACUCAAAUAUAGUUUUUGGACUAACCGACAAAUUAUUAUCGAAUUUGACUGUCGUCGAUUGAACUUGACCAAUUUUAAACACCAAUCGGUUUGAUGAUACUAGUCGUACCGGUUUGUCGUAUCAAGAUAACUAAAGUAAAAACUCUGUGUUACAAUAUCAUUAUGAUCAAGUGUCUACAGAGUGGGAACAACAAUAAUAGUAAUCUCAUUGAUUCAAACUCUCUCGUUUAGCGAGAGCUGAGAGGCGGCGGAAACCCUAGGGUUUUUCCGAGUUUUUAUAGGUUACGGGGUGAGCCUCGGGGAUUUCUUCCUCGUGGAUCAAGGAAAUUCGAGGCUUAGAAGGAUUGGGAUUACUUUUGACGGUGAUAGAGACCUAUUUAACACUUUGCAAUCACAAAGAAUACAAACAGAAGCAGUAACGUGCUAAAGAAAUCUUGAGUUUUCUCCUGGAAAACCCUAGCUCAAGGCAUCAAAGAGCGUUUUGGCACGGGGUGUUCUCAGGAAGGAUAGAUCUUGAUACUGGAGAGAUCGAGUACAACCUUAUAGAGCUUUACAGAAUGGAAGCAAGAGAGGAGGCUACGAAGGACACAGCGACGAGCAAAGAGAGGACAGAACCAUUGGAGCUGGAGGCGCAGCUCAAUAACAUCACACUAGAGGAGGAUGAUGAAGAACCCUUAGAGGUCGAGGACUCGGAUGUCGAUGUUCUCCGAAUGGAAGCGGUACGCCGACUGGGGCUGAUUGGGCACCUGGUCUCUGAAAAGGAACCAAACAUCAAGUCAAUGAAGAUUUCCCUAGCAAAAGCAUGGAAACUACGUAAGGGGUUUCAGAUUACAGAGCUAGGAGAUAUGCUUUUUGCGUUUCAAUUUCUAGAGAUGGAUGACAGAAACAAGGUCUGCUUUGGAGGGCCUUGGCACUAUGAAAACUCUCUCAUAGUGUUCAAGAUCAGCUCAACAAUCCAAAAACCUAAACCUGAGGAUCUACAUAUGAUAGAUCUAUGGAUCAGGAUACUAGGGUUCCCUGCCGAGCUGAGAACACAACAAAUGGCAGAGAAAAUUGCUAAGAGAUUUGGAGGUCUUGACUGGUUUGAUAAUGGUUCUAGUACUAUGUGGGAUGACUACAUGCGACUUAGGGUGAACAUCUCAAUCAACAAUCCACUGAAAAAGAAAUUGAAGCUUAACAUUGCAGGCAAGCUAGUGGAAUUCCAAGUGAAAUAUGAGAAACUGCCUAUGUUCUGCUACUCCUGUGGUAGGAUUGGGUACCCGAAACUUAAGUGCAAGACUCAACCUAAGCCUGAGGUUGACCCCUAUGGCUAUGAUCUAAGGGUGGCAGCUCCAGGGCCUAGGAAUUGGCUUUCCUACACUGCUAAGAAGGAAGAUGCAGAGGUUUGGGCAGCAUUGAAACAAAAAUUCGAAAUGGAAAGUAUUGGCUCCAACUCUGAUCACGACAUGGCAUUGGAACAGGAAGAAAAUAGAGUACAGGAGGAAGUUCAACCACUGGCACAACAAAGGGAGGAAAGUAAGCACCCAAACAAUCAGAUCCCACCAAAAGAACAAUUGACACAGAGGCAGGACAAGCAAAACAUACUUGCUAAUACAGUGCAAAAUCAAGAGAAAAAAGAGAGGCAGCAGGCGGGGGCACUGCAGAAGUUUGUGAUGGGAAGCGUAGAGGGGAAGGUACCUGGUAGGAACAAUGGCAGGGUAUGGCGGAGACAAGAAGUUGGACCAAGGCACCCUGGGGCUGGAGUACACCUUACUCCACAAAAACGCCAUGUCGCUGCACUGCAAGCAGAGAUACCUGAAGAACAAGCAAAGGAGGAAGGAAGUAAGAAGGCUAGAAAACUACAAUUCUCAGGACAGGAGCAAGUGAUAACCCAACAAAACAACAUAAAUGUGGAUGGCGGAGUGGCGGAGUCUGCACAAGAGCAGACCCGCCCAGCCCAAUGAGUUAUCUAAGCUACAAUUGCCGGGGUUUGGGGAGUCCCCUGGCAAUUAAGAAGCUGGAUCGGCUGAUCCAUAAAGAAAACCCCAAGGUGGUCUUUGUUAUGGAGACCAAAAAGCAGGGAAAGGAAUGGGAGGAAGUGGUCCAAAGAUUUAAAGGAUAUAAGGGUUUUGGUGUGGGCUCUCAGAGGAGGGCAGGUGGCUUGUUAGUUCUAUGGCAGGAGGAAGCAAAAUUAGAAGUGAAGGGAUAUGAUGAGAAUUAUAUAGACAUGAAGAUUGAGGAGGAAGGAAACACAUGGCGACUUACAGGAGUUUAUGGAUGGCCAGAGAGGGGAAAAAAGCAUAAGACGUGGGAACUCCUCAGAUACUUGAAAUCCCUCACAAAUCUCCCUUGGAUGUGUUGUGGGGAUUUCAAUCUAAUUCAACAUUAUGCAAAAAAAAAGGAAAAGCAGCCUGCAAACUGAUAUGAGAUGGAGGGUUUCAAUAAAGCUUUAGCAGACUG
Linum trigynum is the source of this 2606-nucleotide messenger RNA. The record is from the annotation of a GenBank genome assembly. Lineage: Eukaryota; Viridiplantae; Streptophyta; Magnoliopsida; Malpighiales; Linaceae.